AUGGCUGACAUCAAGAUACAAGUUCUACGAUCGAGAGCGACAGUGAUGGGACGCUUUGACUGUUCACCACGAUUAGAUACAAGAGAAGUUCACAGACUAAAAGUAUCUGGUGAUAUUGGAGAAAUAGUAGAAUUAACAGCAGAUAUGAUUUCCUAUCCUGGUGCUAAUUUUCAAUGGUUUUAUAAAGAUAAUGGUAGUGAUAUAAUGAUUGGGAAUCAAGAAUCAUAUUUGGUCAUCAACAAUCAAAGAUUUAUUAACAGUUAUAGAUCUGUGUUAAGAAUGAACAUUACUUCAAAUGAGAUGUACAGACAGUAUUAUUUAAAUAUUACCAAUGAUGAUGGACUGAGUAAUAGUUUACAGUUCCUACUUAUAUCUGAGACUGUUCCAGAUAGUCCAGAACUUGUAUUAUUAAAUAAAACAUCAGAUACAAUUUGUAUUGAAUGGAAACCAGGAUCUAAAGGUGGAACAUCACAAAGUUUUAUAGUUCAACAUUCUACUGAUGAUAAAACAUGGGUCAAUUCUUCCACAAUACUAGAUGGUACCAAUAAUGGUCGAGUUGACUAUUGUAUAGAAGGAUUAGAACCAGAUACUAGUUAUUAUAUCAGAGUGAUAGCUAGUAAUAAAUAUGGUGAAAGUCUAAUUGGUACAUUAUCUCAGAGUGAACUUUUUAAAACAGCACCGAGACAAGAUCCUUAUAACAAUAUAACCUUAAUUGGGGGAGGGGUUGGUGCCGUUUUAGCUUUGAUAAUUAUUGUUAUAUUUGUUGUCUUGGUUAUUCGAAGAAAGAAAAUCAAAUCAAAAGUUAUAGACGCGAAUCCGGCCUACGUGAGUGUCGAUGAAUUACAAAAUGAUAAGGAAGAUGUAAAUAAUGAAGCCGCUGAAAAUACUACAGCGGCACCUACUUACGCUUCUGUAAAGAAAACAAAUAAAUCAAAACCAAUAGCUGAAGUCGCAACAGUUUAUUCCGCGGUACAAAAGAAAGAGGCUAACAAAAAAGAAGAUAAAAAGAAAUCUGGUGUGAAGAAAACAAUGAAAGGUAACGAUAUCAGAUCUGAAAGACAAAAUGCCAAAACCAAAAAGGCUGGUGAAGUCUAUGAAAAUGUCGGAAUAAUUGGUAAAGCCAAUAUCGGGCAGGAAAAUGUUUAUGAAAAUAAUUCUCUUGAGACUCCAGGAGAGAAAGUCAAUAAAGACUGUGAUGACUUAAUGUAUGUAGAUCUGAAGUUUGAUAAGGAACCGUCCAACAAGGUGAUCAAGAAACCGGUUGAUGAAGAUAAAGUGGAAUAUGGGAGUAUAGAUUAUGGUAAGAGAGGACCAACUCCACCUCCAGCUUCGGAUAGUAGUGAUGAAGAGAUGGACUAUCUUCCACCAAGACAUUAA
Messenger RNA from Lottia gigantea (owl limpet), 1377 nucleotides. RefSeq lists its product as hypothetical. The record is from RefSeq and is a predicted model, not a curated record. Lineage: Eukaryota; Metazoa; Mollusca; Gastropoda; Lottiidae. Gene Ontology annotation, molecular function: protein binding. Bases 1 to 1377 code for a protein of 458 amino acids. The transcript is spliced from 8 exons.